CUGGAAGAAAAUACUGUGUAUACGCACAUGCUUUAUGUUAUUUAUAUAUACACACACACAUACAUACAUAAAAGGGGCCUGGAGCAUUUCCCAAAUGAGAAAAGGCUGGGAGACCUGUGACUGUUCGGUCUGGACAAGGGAAGGCAGAGGGGGUUUCAUCACUCUUCAUAAAUAUCUGAAGUGUAGGAGUUAAAUGGUUGGAUUCAGGUUCUUUGCAGAGCAGUGAUAGGACAAGGGUCACUGAGCACUGUCUGGAGUAUAGGUGUAGUGGAAAGGAUAAGUCAUUGCUCAAUUAAACAUGAUUGACCAGAAAGGGUGGAGUCAGGAUCCACCCCUUCCCAAAUCUCAUUUAAGAACUGGCUGUGGUGGUGAGGGUAUCUUGUUGGAGAUCCCUGUGUACCUGAGGCCUUCUGAAGAGAAUUGCUUCAGACCUCAGUCCUCGAUAACAACUUGUUGGAGUCACCAAUCAGGAGUGAAGUGGAAGUGUGCACUACUGAGACGAAAUGACCUUCGUGUUUGUGAUGAAUGGAAAUCAUGGCAGCAUCUAACAUGGGAGGAAAAGACAUGAGUGGACAAUGUGGCGUGAUUCAUUCAGAUUGCAAAUCUUCUGCCUUCUUAUGGCAGUACUGGCUGUUGUGGUGCUGGUCCAUAACUUUUUUCAGGUAGAGCACCUGGAUGACUACACAGUUUCAGGAUCAAAUUGGAUAACAGAGAGCAAUGACCAGACUUCUCUAUCACAGACAACUAAAUCUACCAGGAAGCCUUACUGCGGUUAUGAGCAGCAGACUUUGUCCAAAAGAGAACGAGCAGAACAGGAAUCACUGCUUGCUGCACUACAAUGGCCAAAACCCCCUGAUGACAAAAUUGCUUUUUUACAAAGCACUGAUCCGGUACACAGUGACUUUGUGAUUGUGAAGCCCAGCAAGUUCUUCGAGGUGGGUGACCAGUUAGAGGUGGUUGUUCGCGUGAGGGAUUUCCAAGGCAAACCCAAGCAAUAUGGUGGAGACUAUCUACAGGCACGAAUCCACUCUCCUCUGCUGAAAGCUGGAGCAAUAGGAAGGAUUGUAGAUUGCCAUAACGGCCUUUACAAAGUCUUUUUCACAUUACUUUGGCCAGGAGAGGUGGAAGUAUCUGUGACUCUUGUCCAUCCAAGUGAAGCGGUCCAAGUCCUCCUGCGUUUACGAGAAGAAAGGCCUGACAGAGUUUAUUUUAAAAGUUCAUUCAAGUCUGGGAGGUAUUCAGAAACUACUGAGUGCAAUGUGUGCUUGCCUGGAGAUCUUCCAGUCUGUAACUUCACAGAUCUCUACAGUGGUGAGCCAUGGUUCUGUUACAAGCCACGGAAACUGUCCUGUGCCAGCCGAAUCAGCCAUGCCAAGGGUGGAUAUCAAAAAGGCCUUCUGACGCAUGAAGAAAGCCUCUUUUUCCAAAGUGGUGUGAACAUCAAAAUGCCGAUACUCUCCAGCGGACCUGACUCGGUGAUUGUAAAGCCCAAGGCAUUUACAGCUGACUCAUUGCUUGCCUCAGGUGGUCAGUCAGAGCUUCAGGAUGUGAUCAAGUUUCCCACACAAGAUUCCAGCAAUAUGGACAGAGCUGAAGAUCCCACAGUUUUCCCUUCUGGUUAUUACUAUGAAGACCUUUGGAGGCCAAGAACACACUGGAUUUAUCAUUUUAACAAGUCAGACGACAUAAGCAAGUGCUUGCAAGGAAAAGUAAUCCACUUGUUUGGAGACUCUACAAUGAGGCAGUGGUUUGAGUAUCUGACUGCAACUGUUCCAGAUCUGGUGGAAUUUAAUCUGGGGAGUCCUAAGAAUGUGGGCCCUUUUAUGUCUGUGGAUCUGAAGCACAAUAUCCUACUGAAAUUCCGCUGUCACGGACCACCCAUUCGCUUUACCACAGUCUUUACAAGUGAACUGCGCUACAUUGCUAACGAACUGAAUGGCAUUGUUGGGGGGAGAAACACUGUGAUAGCCAUAACUAUAUGGUCCCACUUCAGCACUUUCCCUGUGGAAGUGUAUAUCAGGAGGCUGAGGAACAUUCGGAGGGCAGUUAUUCAACUGCUGGACCGCAGCCCCAAGACUUUAAUUGUCAUCAGAACUGCAAACGUUCAGGAGCUUGGGCCAGAAGUGAGCCUCUUUAACAGUGACUGGUAUUCCCUUCAGCUUGAUUCUGUCAUGAGGAAAAUGUUCUCAGGAAUUGCUGUGCACUUUGUGGAUGCUUGGGAGAUGUCUCUGGCUCAUUACUUGCCACAUAACUUGCACCCAAAAGAAGUAAUUGUUAGGAAUCAAAUAGACACAUUUCUAUCUUAUGUGUGCCCUCUGCAAAUUUAGUACACGUAGGCAUUCCUGUGUCAUGUUUUGCUGCAGCUGAGUUAAAGUUGGUCUUUGCCAGAGCUACUAAGUUUAUGAUGGUUGGUGUGGGAGAACUCUGUUUAUCAUGUCUGCAUUCAGUAUAAGCAGGUUGGCCAUAAUUCUAGUAGCUAUAAGGGAUAGUGGAGAAGAGUUAACUUUUCAGGCCAUAUCUUCCUAUGAGGUUGAUUCCUUAGGAUCUUAUUUAUCUCAGAUUAUUAGCAAGCACCUUAAAAUGACAAGAUUCAAUAGGGAAUUAUGUGGGUUAUUAGCUUUACUAGUCAUCUGCACUGUAUAUUUAGUCCAUAUAGCAUGGAAUCUGCUCAGAACUGGGGAAAAUUUAGUGAAAGAAUUAUCUGGGAGCAGUCUUUCUCCCAAACUCUCUCUCUCUCAACUCAGAGUUGAAGGAGCAAUCCCUGUAGUUCUAUGAGGGUCAGAGAAGCACAAUGCCUAUUCUUUUUUCAAAGUCUUAACCAGGAAUGUUAAGUGUGUGUCCUAAAGCUGCUACUAUCACUCAAGGAAGCUUAAUCACAAUGUCUAUAGUAUUAAGUCAUCAAGAGUUGGCUAAAAUUUAGUUAAGCACACUAGUUAGGCACUCUUGGUAUUUACAGAUAGCUGCUUAAUAAUGCAAAUGGCCAGUAAUUUGAGUUUCCUAUACUACUGAAUCUCUUCUGAGUUUUGAUACUGUCAUCUUCUUGAUUUAUCUGUUACCAAGCAGUGUGUGUAUGUUGACUGCAGUGAAGGCACUGUCUCAGGCAAUUUGUGCAUGUUAAAACUGUAAGCUUGCCUGCUUGAGGCAUUUCCUAAUGAAAUCAUUUUACUUGCCAUUGUUAGAUAAACAUGUUCCAUUAUGCUCUUGCAAAGCUGGGCUUCUGUCAUGAACUUUUAUACAUACAUAAAGUGUUGUGUCAGAAGCCAAGUUACUUGAAUACACUUAAAAACAAUCUGUGUACAGGUAGUAGAAGUCUGGCAUAAGCUAGCAUCAAGGCUGUGUGCUGAUGUCCUCCUUUCCUUCUGUAUUGUGCAGUUUUAUUACUUACACUGGCAACAGUGAAGCUGUUGAAUGAAGAAAAGACAGAAAAAUAAUAAAUCCUGCCCCCAAACCAAACACACACAGGACUGCCCUUCAUACAGGUGUUUGGUAACUGCUGUUUUGCCAGUGUGGAAACAGGUGGCUCUUGGGCCUCCUGGAACUGUUUUAAAUGCUGCUAGUUUGAUUGAACCUGCCUAUAGUUUUAAUAAGUAACACUGAACACUGAUCCCCCUCAAGCCAAAGUUGGUCUUUACCAAUGGCUGUACUGAGAAACGUGUCAUGACACACGUAGUACAUUUCUUCUGAAGAAGUGCAUAAUGCUUAAAGAGAAUAUGAGUCAAUUAUUUGUGAGCGAACUGAGGAGGUAAAAAUUGAACAGACGGGCAGGUCACAGAGCGCAGUAACUGAAAUGUCAAUUGUAUCAGAAGUGUUUUGCUCUCUGCCAUGUUGAUUGCCAUGUAUGGGGAGAUUGUGCUCUUGUUGCUGGAAACUAAAGGGAUCUUAUGCUGCUAGCUGCAGGAAAACUGCUUUAAGUGCUUUUAGCAUGUAAAAGUCAACAUCAUCCCUCAAUAAGCUUAAACAAAUUGAGAAAAUGUAAAAAUCUCUGUAGGAGCUGCAUACAGCCAAAUAGCAUUUAAUCUUACCUUUUCAGAUCACAAGUCAGGAUGUCCAGUUUGCCAGUUGCUACUGACAACUGCCUCCCUUAGUGUCUGUGGCAUAUAUUAGCUUUAGGUAAGUGUUUCUUACUUGAAUAUAUUAAUAGUGAUUCAUCCUCUGCUAGUAAGACCACACCAGUUCAGUCCUGGGAAGGUAAACCACCACAAUGCAGAAUGACUUUUCAUCUUCUCUAGGUGCAUUUUUAAAACGGGUAGAGUAUAAAGCUUUCAUCCUGAAUAAGAAAUCUAUUCAAAUAACAUUAAUGAGAAUAAGGCUUCGAACUUUUACUUUGAAGGAAACCACUUAAUUUGUGGACUGUUUGGUUUUUCUCAAAAUGCCAUAUCGUGUGUGAAAGCAUUGUGCCGGCACGUUUCUUCUCUGAAUGUUCUACUGUUCACUAUUGCUCUUCAACUGUUAGCCAUCAAAAACAGAGAGGAAGAAAGCUUGAAUGUUAUGACAAUCGGAAGCAAGAGAACUGGAUUGUUAUUAGCAAAGAUGUUGAAUCACCUCCUGAUAGAACCUCUGCCUUCCAGAUUACUUUUUUUAAAAAAUUUUUUUAAUAUGUGGAUCAUGAACUUGAGGAAAAUUGCCUGUUAAUGUGGGUUGAGAACUGAUGGUUUAUUUCUUUGUACUCUGAAAUAGACAGGGAGAAGAAAGGGAGAUAUUGAGGAAUUACUGAUGUUGAAAGAUGAAGACUGCAGGCAGAACGCUUUUGUCAUUCGGUUUGACUGUAAGCUUAUUUUCGUCUCUAUUCUCCUUUUGCUACCUGUUUCACCAGUUGUGUAUGUACUGUAUAUAGUAACAUAAUCAGAAGCAAUAAAAUAUUUUUAAAUCACUUUCUUUAAA
Molecule: messenger RNA, 4881 nt
Organism: Coturnix japonica (Japanese quail)
Lineage: Eukaryota; Metazoa; Chordata; Aves; Galliformes; Phasianidae
Gene: NXPE3
Product: neurexophilin and PC-esterase domain family member 3
Source: RefSeq, a predicted model, not a curated record